Messenger RNA from Orycteropus afer afer, 1614 nucleotides. It is a transcript of the gene ZC2HC1C, whose product is annotated as zinc finger C2HC-type containing 1C. The transcript has 2 exons. The record is from RefSeq and is a predicted model, not a curated record. Bases 1 to 1614 code for a protein of 537 amino acids. NCBI's taxonomy places the organism in Eukaryota, Metazoa, Chordata, Mammalia, Tubulidentata, Orycteropodidae.
AUGGCCAGUCUUCAGUUGGCCCCACAUCUGUCUGUGGGCAUUAUGCUCCCAUAUAAUAAAACGGAAGCUCCAGGGCUCCACUCAGCCAAGGAAGACCCUUAUGAACAAGGUGACUCUUCCCAGCAGUCCUCAGUGGGGCAUCUGAGGAACAGUAUCCAGCAGAAGCUUUUGAGCGACAAAGAGCUGAUGGUGGAUGAUCUCUACAUGCACCCCAAAUGGAACACUGUCACCAAAGCCCAGAGCUACUCUUAUCCUCGCUGUGCUGGAAUCAGUCAGCAAGAUUCAGGAACCAGUCCCCAGGGCCAAGGAAAGGGUGUGUUUUACUUGUCAGACCCUCAGUCCUCUCAGUCCUGGCAUCCCAAAACAAACAACCAGAACGCCGUCCCCUUCACAAAGAGGCGAGUUGGGGUGGAUCGGGCAUACCCACUGAAACCUGUGUGCCACCGGAAGUUUCACAGUACAGAUGAGGCUUUUGCUGAUGGGGACCAGAACGUCUCUCCAAGACCUCCUGAGCCAAUUGACUCUUCCUUCAGCAGCCUUGGUUCAGGGAACCGAGUGAAUUCAUCUGGAGCUGGUCUUGUUCUUGCUGCCGUGUGGGGGCAGAGGGCCAGGGCAAAGCCCGACAUGACCGAGCCCCAGAGGAUGCAGAUCCAAAGACUGGAAGCUGCAGGGGAGAGCUUAGAGGAGGAAAUCCGAAGAAAGGAGAUCCUCCUGAGGGAAAAGCUGAAGAAGACGGAGGAGGAACUCAGGAGAAUCCAAAGGGAAAAAGAACAGGCUGACGGAAAUGAAAAGAGAGCGCUCCAGAGAAUGACACUCUCCAAGGGGAAAGUUAAAGGUAACAGCAGCAACACUACAUACAAACCCAUCUCCUCUCCAGAAUUUGGGCCUGAAGAGGUGUUCAGCAGAGACAGGACAGAGAGCAAAACUUGGGGACGGUCUCAAGGAAAUUUUAGUCCACUCCAGUUCUCUGAUGAUGGGAUGCAGAGGCUCAAAAGGGAAAGACUGGUGGCAAGCAGUCACAAAAUCCGAGACCAGGUCUCAGGGCCAUCGACAGAGACAUUUUCUCGGCCUUCAGAAGCACCAGGUGAUGCUUUGCGGGGAUCCGGAAGCACGUGCAGCCUGUCCAGGGCUCCAGGCUCGCCAGGCUCCAGCUGUUCCGCUGAAGAGCCGGAACUCGGCAAGUGCAGCCACUGUGGCCGUAAGUUUCUCUUGCUCAGGCUGCAGAGACACUCCAGCGUUUGCAGCAGGAUGCAGGGUUCCAAGAGGAAAGUGUUUGACUCCUCCAGGGCCCGGGCUAAGGGCACAGAACUAGAGCAGUACCUGAGCUGGAAGGGACCAGCCUCCGUCCAGGCUGAUCCCCCUCGGAAGAGCAACUGGAGACAGAAGCACGAAUCUUUUAUCCGUACCCUCCGCCAGGCUCGAGAGGUACAGCAGGUAAUUGCCAAAGGUGGAAACCCCUCGGACUUGCCCCCCAUCUUGCCUGCAGAAAAUCCAGACUAUGUUCAGUGUCCUCACUGUAGCCGCCACUUUGCUCCCAAAGUGGCUGAGCGGCACAUUCCCAAGUGUAAGACCAUCAAGAACCGCCCUCCGCCUCCGAGGAAGCACUACAGUUGA